UACCUCACUGUGAGCUAGAAAGUCAAGCGAUGGAGACGUGAUCACUCUACGGUGGGAUUUUAAUAACAGUUUCCAUAUUAAUUAUAAUGAAAAAAUCUCGUUAAUGGACUUAGGAUACGGAGGUGGCAGGUUUUCCAGGGAUAGACGGUAAAAACGGUGUGUGUCUCUGACACGUAAACGAGGCAAGGCAGAAAAAGUUGAGUCUCGCGCGCGAGCUGGUUUAUGUUUGUUGCACGAGCGCGUUUAUUUACCUCAGUUAGCUCGUUAGCUAACCAGCGCAAAGGAUUUACACUGUCCAGGUAUUAUUAAGCUGAUUUGUUUUAUAAUGGCGGGUUUACGAGCGAGAGCGCUGUACGACUUUACUUCUGAAAACCCCGGAGAGAUCUCGGUUAGAGAGAAUGAGAUAGUGACUCUGUACAGUGAGCAGGACAUAGAGGGCUGGCUGGAGGGACUGAACAGUACCGGACACAGGGGACUCUUCCCUGCGUCGUAUGUAGAGAUCCUAAAGAACGACGUGUCCUCUUCAGUUAACAACAGCACUUCUGUCGAUGCGCAUCAGGGAUCCCAAGGGGUCAAUAAUAUCAGUGCUGUAGGAAACUAUACAUCAACUUUUCCAAGUGGUUUCCAGGCACCGCCUCCACUCCAGCAGCCCCAGAGUUACCCAGCAAGUCAAGGGAGUGAUGAUGACUGGGAUGAUGACUGGGAUGACAGCUCCACAGUGGCUGAUGAACCCGGUGUCACGCGUGGAGGUUUACACGAUUUUGAAAACAAUGGACCGAACACCUACAGGGUGACCACGUCCUCCAUGGCCCGAGGCGGCAACGCUCAGCAAGCAAAGAGUUCGGCUACGGUUGGCAGGAACCUUAACAGGUUCUCGACAUUUGUGAAGUCAGGUGGCGAGGCUUUCGUGCUCGGUGAAGCAUCCGGCUUUAUCAAGGACGGCGAUAAGAUCUGUGUGGUGAUGGGUCAGUAUGGGCCAGAGUGGCAGGAAAAUCCGUACCCUUUUGCAUGUACCAUCGAUGAUCCGACCAAGCAGACGAAAUUUAAGGGUAUGAAAAGCUACAUCUCGUAUAAACUAACCCCGACGCACACGCAGAACCCGGUGAACCGAAGAUAUAAGCAUUUCGACUGGCUGUACGAUCGGUUGGUUGAGAAGUUCCCAGUCAUUUCAGUUCCACACAUCCCAGAGAAACAGGCUACAGGCCGCUUCGAGGAGGAUUUCAUCUCAAAGAGGAGGAAAGGUCUGAUAUGGUGGAUGAACCACAUGACGAGCCACCCGGUGCUGGCCAGGUGCGAUGUUUUCCAACACUUCCUUACCUGCAGCAGCACCGACGAAAAGAGCUGGAAGCAAGGCAAGAGGAAGGCGGAGAAGGACGAGAUGGUGGGAGCGAAUUUCUUCCUGACGAUCAGCCCACCGCCUUCUUCGCUGGACUUCCAAGAGGUCGAGAGCAAGAUCGACGGAUUUAAGGGCUUCACCAAAAAAAUGGAUGACGGUGUCAUCCAGGUGAAUGCCACACUAAAUGAGUUUGCAAGGAAACAGAUCACUGGAUUUAAGAAGGAAUAUCAGAAAGUCGGAAUGGCGUUUAAGUAUCUCAGUCAAGCUUUUGAGCUUGACCAGCAGACGUACUCGGCCGGUCUGAACCACGCGAUUGCGUACACUGGCGAUGCAUACGAAGCCAUUGGAGACUACUUUGCCGAGCAACCGAAACAAGAUGUGGACCCGGUGAUGGAUCUGCUGGCACUGUACCAAGGACAUCUCGCUAACUACCCUGACAUCAUCCAUGUUCAGAAAGGUGCCCUGACCAAGGUGAAGGAGAGCCAGAAACACGUGGAGGAGGGCAAGAUGGAGCGUCAGCAGGCCGACGGCAUCGCAGAGCGCUGCAACAUCAUCUCGUUUGCCACGCUGGCCGAAAUCCAGCACUUCCACCAGAUCCGCGUGCGCGACUUCAAGGGCCAGAUGCAGCACUACCUGCAGCAGCAGAUCAGCUUCUUCCAGAAAGUCACAAGCAAGUUGGAGGACGCGCUCAGGCAGUACGACAACGCCUAGAUCGUCCUCACACACCCUUCGUCCUUCUCCCAGGAGCGAGGUGAACGUUAACCAGCCUCUACUUUAGCAAUACAAUGAACCGAGAGAACCUUCAUCUCUGCUAUUUCUAUCCGUUUCUUAACCACACGAUGAAUGUCUGGUCACAGCUCAACGAGGCUAAAUAAAACAUAGUGGGGAAAGUAUGUGACAAGAUAGCGUUAACUUUCUCCAGGAGAGGUUUCCAGAUCAGAGGGGUGAGGGCUGACGCUUCGGACAGCUCAGUUACGUUACAGCUCUGUGGAACUUAUAGUGCUCAGAAUGACAAGCAUUCCACCAGAAAGCACAAUUUCUGCUUUACUAACACUGUAGGUUAUUUAUUCAGGAAAAUUCUGAAUACAAAUCCUGUCAUGACCUGCAGCACUUCCAGGUUAAGCGAGCUUAUUCACAUAUGUUUACAGCGAUCUGACGAGCUGUCUUCACUUUGCCGUGCCUUUCAACCCUGUUUUUAUUGAUAUUUUUUUUUAUUUCUCUUAAUUAACGUUCUAUAUAUUAUAUAUUGUACUUAUUCUAAGAUGUUUUAUAAAGCCGUAUUUUUUUCCCUGGAUGCUAAAGUAAGACGGAAAUCCGGCGUGUUCUAUUAGGAGAAGACCCGGGAACGGAAUUAGGCCCUAAUUUGGAUGUCAGACUUUUUCUUUGGGGUCUCUUCUCCCAACCCCUCUCCCCCCGCCCCCCGCUGUAUUUUCAGUAACAGUUGAGAAAACAGGAUUAAGCGAAAACAGUCGUGCCCUUGGUCGCUCGCCCAAUCAUUCGUUAAAGAGAUAUGAAAAUAUCCCCAUGACACACGGAGCUGUGUCAGAGUGCAGGGAUCUAAAUACAGCCAGAGAUAAGAAACUAAAACACGCAGCUCACUCAGGAUUCCACUUCUGUUAUCUCUCAUCACGGACACAUCUGAUAAAGCGGACAGAGACUUCCACUUCCACUCCAGAGGACUGAGAAGUUUUGAAAUGUAUUUAAUCAUUAAUGUUUUAUUUAACAUUGUGAUUGAGAAAACACCAUGUUUGUUCAGAUAUUUUGUUCUUUUUUUUCCUAAAUAAACCCCGCACAUAACUCUGA
This is a messenger RNA of Tachysurus fulvidraco (yellow catfish), 3139 nucleotides long. RefSeq names its product sorting nexin 18a (gene snx18a). Gene Ontology annotation, cellular component: plasma membrane; cytoplasmic vesicle. Gene Ontology annotation, biological process: plasma membrane tubulation; cleavage furrow formation; endosomal transport. The coding region runs from base 326 to 2047 and encodes 573 amino acids. NCBI's taxonomy places the organism in Eukaryota, Metazoa, Chordata, Actinopteri, Siluriformes, Bagridae. Gene Ontology annotation, molecular function: phosphatidylinositol binding; protein binding. The transcript is spliced from 2 exons. The record is from RefSeq and is a predicted model, not a curated record.